UUCGGAUAAUCCGAACCGGUUCCGAGAUUUGUGGUCUGUUCUGAAAAUCUGAAGACCAGAGUGUAGAGGGAUUAGGGAACGGCUACUUUCCGGACUUCGGGACACUGUGUCUCUCUGCCUUGUUACCCCGUCGACGUAAGCUGCCAGGACAGUUUAGAAGCAACUCCGCGGGAGGAAGAUUUCGGUGUUCGUUCAUCGCGCGCGUGUGUGUGUGUGUAUGCGUGGGUGCUCUCCGUGCCAAGGCAAGUGACUUCAAUUCAAGUGAAAUUGGUGAAACGUGCAAGUGCAAGCAACGACGACGAGGUGACCACCGAAAGUAAUGCAAGUCAGUUGACUUCAAAAGCUUUUGCCUAGAUCAGAGUGUACGAGAAAAGGGCUGGGUGGGGAAUGAAAAAGAUAGUGUUCUGAUAUAGAUAUGAAAAAGGCGGUCGGUGGAACGUGAUGUGUAGAUGAUGGAGUUAGUGAUGAUGAAGUGCUAGAGUUUAGGGUUUUUUUCUCUCUCUGCUGUUGCUCUACCGCAGUUUGGUGUAAGCCAUUCACACAUCACGUCACAAGUGCAUCAGAGGGCAGAGUUGGAUGAAAAAUAAAUACAUAUGAUUGUGGGGCGAUGAGAGCCUUAAGCAUUGCGGCUGAGCUGGUGGCGACGGUGUGUGGCAGCAUGGCAGCGAAAAAGCCCUAGAGUUCAAAGGACUGUUGGAGGAUGUUUUCAUUAGCGUCGAAGAGGAGCAUCAACAGGACGACGACGACGACGACGAUGGUGAUGGCGAUGAUGAUGAUGAUGAUGAUGAUGUAAUUUCGAGGCGCAGGAGAAAUCUCCCAAAAAAAAAAUAGGACAGCUCUUCCGGAACAACUUCCUGCUGGGAAUGCCGCCCUUUCUACUGCCACAACCAGCGAACACAUAUUAGUAGUGUGGAAUUAGCCCUGCCUCGUCGUACAUGUAUGAAUGGCGGCCUCAUCGACGGUGACGACGACGACGACGACGACGUUGAGGUUUAGAGCAUCGAGUGCGGGACGGCGACGAAGGCGAUGCUGACCAAACUGCCUGUGGCAUGUUUUGGACCACGAUGCCAGCGUCCUUUCGUCGGCAGCAGGUGGCAUCCCUCCUCCUAUCAUCAACAGCGAAUGAAGCGGUGAAUUUUACCCGUGACGGAAGUGGAAGAACAGGUGCGACAACAUCGACGACGACGGCGACGGCGAUAGUCAAUUUAAUCAAAUUAACUCGACUCACUAGCACCACUUCCACCACCACCAUCACUGACAACAACGCCAUAGCACUAUCGGCGAUACGUGGUUUAUGAAGGUUGAUCUUGUUUGGGGGUUUUUUUUUUGAGCAAGUGAGACUAGAGAAUAUACAAACAGAAGUGCUGUGUGAAUAAAAUACCGGAAAUUGGUGAAGCGAAAAACGUGGAAGCACGAGAAAAACUACAUAAAUUUUAACUGACAUAUACAAAGAAAGGAAUAGAGUGCAUUAUAGUAGAUAAAGUUAAUCAAGCUAGUUAAUUAAUUGACUGAGUAAGCGAGAUGGGAUUGGUGACCUACGUAACGGCGCUGACCCUGCUGCAGCUGCUGCAGAUUCCAGCAAUCUCGGCCGUCAGUUGGGAAGAGUGGUGGACCUACGAUGGCAUCUCCGGUCCAGCCUUCUGGGGCCUAAUCAACCCGGAAUGGUCCCUGUGCAACAAAGGCCGCCGGCAGAGUCCGGUGAACCUGGAACCACAGCGGCUUCUGUUCGAUCCAAACCUACGACCCGUGCAUAUCGACAAACACCGAGUGAGUGGAUCGAUAGCCAACACCGGACACAGCGUAAUCUUCACGGUCAACAACGAGACGGCGCCCUCCAGUGGGAUACUGCAGGUGCCGGUGAACCUAACCGGAGGACCCCUGUCCUAUCGGUAUCGCUUCCAUGAGAUUCACGUCCACUACGGACUUCACGAUCAGUUCGGCUCCGAGCACAGCGUGGAAGGCUACACCUUCCCAGCGGAGAUUCAAAUCUUCGGCUACAACUCGCAACUGUACGCCAACUUUAGCGAUGCGGUUUUCCGGGCGCAGGGAAUCGUCGGCGUUGCCAUUCUGGUCCAGCUGGGCGAUCUUUCCAGUCCGGAGCUGCGAAUGCUAACAGACCAGCUAGAUAAGAUCCGAUUCGGUGGGGCAACGGUACCCAUUCGGAGGCUCUCGGUGAGAGAUCUCCUGCCGGACACGGAGCACUAUAUGACUUACGAAGGCUCAACGACGGCACCGGCGUGCCACGAGACGGUCACCUGGAUUGUGAUGAACAAACCGAUCUACAUCACCAAGCAGCAGCUCCAUGGAUUCCGGAGGCUGAUGCAGGGUGCCAUUGACCACCCGAAGGCACCGCUGGGGAACAACUUCCGGCCACCGCAACCGCUGCUGCAUCGUCCCGUGCGGACGAACAUUGACUUUCGAAAUAAACAGGAAAAGGGGGGAAAAAUAUGUCCAACUAUGUACAAGGACGUUCACUAUAAAGCUAAUAGUUGGAAACACAACUGAACGCCAGCAGCAGUCUGAUCCGAACGGAUCCGAACACGGAAACGAAGACGAACGCGAUGAUGACAGUUUGGUCACGUUUGGCUAAGAGACAGCCAGCGGACGCAAGGUGACCACUUCAUCCAAAAAUGCUUCCAAUUGUACAGUGAAUAAACGGAAUACCAAUACAAAUUGCUAUAGAACUGCAACUAGUUAAACUUACAAACCAAGCAUAAUCAGACUCCAAGAAUCAGCUGAACUGUAAACGGAAAGUUAAGUUUCUUCGCUGCGCUGUAUUUACCACUUUCGCCUCAAUCGGAUUGUUUAUGUUUGGUUCGCCGACGCCGGAGAAGAUUGUUUCACCCAACUCGACAAAUUGGCUCGAAUUGUGUGUGUUUGUGUUUGUGUGUGUGAGAGUGAGUAAGUAUCGAAUGCAAGCAGUUGAAUUUAAAAUGCAUCACGUGCGCAUCCCACCCUACUGAGUGGGGAUCCGGGUGAAAAUGGAAAAGCGUGGGAUGUUGAAAGCGAAAAAACGGGGAAAACUGUGGGUGAGAGAGCGGGACGAGCU
Molecule: messenger RNA, 3049 nt
Organism: Ochlerotatus camptorhynchus
Lineage: Eukaryota; Metazoa; Arthropoda; Insecta; Diptera; Culicidae
Product: carbonic anhydrase-related protein 10-like
Exons: 8
Coding region: 1522-2505 (327 amino acids)
Molecular function (GO): carbonate dehydratase activity; zinc ion binding
Source: RefSeq, a predicted model, not a curated record